This is a messenger RNA of Rhagoletis zephyria (snowberry fruit fly), 888 nucleotides long. The record is from RefSeq and is a predicted model, not a curated record. NCBI's taxonomy places the organism in Eukaryota, Metazoa, Arthropoda, Insecta, Diptera, Tephritidae.
AUGGUUCGAGACCGUCUGAAGGAGUUGAGAUCGUAUCAACAGAAUGACAAACAUGAAGACGAGAGCUUCAUCGUCAGGAUCACCGAUCCUCCAAACGGCCACAUGGAGGAGUUCUACACAGAGGUUCAGCAAAUUCGGGAGAACCUCGAUAAGAUGCAUGCGACUGUUGAAGAGGUGAAAAAGUUACACAACACCAUCCUCAGCGACCCAAAAGAAGAUGGAAAGGUCAAGCAGAAGCUGGAGGAUCUCAUGGCAGACAUCAAGCGGACGGCAAACAGAGUGCGAGCGAAGCUGAAAGGAAUCGAGCAAAACAUCGAGCAGUUGAAGCAAACGGCGUCAAACAGCGCCGACUUUCGCAUUCGCAAGACACAGCACUCGAUGCUCUCGCAGAAGUUUGUCGAGGUGAUGACUGACUACAAUAAGACGCAAACCGAUUACAGAGAACGGUGCAAAAACAGAAUACAGCGUCAACUGGAGAUCACUGGAAGGUCGACAACGAAUGAAGAACUCGAAGGGAUGCUCGAGAGUGGGAAUCCCGCCAUAUUCACCCAAGGGAUCAUAGCGGAAACUAUACAAGCCAAACAGUCACUGGCUGACAUUGAAGCUCGUCACGCUGAUAUCAUCAAACUUGAAAACUCCAUUCGCGAACUGCACGACAUGUUCAUUGACAUGGCCAUGCUGGUGGAGCAACAGGGCGAGGCAAUCAACCGAAUUGAGACCCACGUGCAGAGCACCUUUGACUACGUGGAGAAGGCACGCGAGCAGACGAAGCAGGCAAUGGAGUACCAGAAAAAGUCUAGAAAGCUUAAAAUUAUCAUCGCCCUCAUAGUGAUCAUUGUCCUGGCCAUCAUCAUCGGCGUGCUCGUAUACAGUUUUAAAUCAACUUAA